UUCUCUGUGUCUCUGUAUCACUGUAUUAUAUUCUAUUCACUCCAAAAUUCCACGUUAUUCAUUAAUUCCUAUAAUAUUCAAGUUAUUGUUUAUUCAUAUUCGAAUACAGUAUUUUUCUUGCUGAGCUUGUUAAAUCAAGUUUGUGGGGUAUUCAUAGCGGAGAAAUUUAAAAUGAGUGACCUAACCGAAGCAGCGUUGAAAGAAAGUGGGUCAGCGGUAGUCUGUGAAACCCUCACCGCAAAUGCGCAGCUCCCUUCUCCCAUUCAAGAACCUAUGGAUGUAAAGGCAGAUAAAUCUAGCAGUGUAUUGGCUUACGGCAAUGUAAAAACUGUAGAAUUUGGAGUACAAACAGACCUUACUUUCCCUUUUCAUGUCCCGGAUGAAGUUCAAAAUGUAUUAAAUGCAUAUACUGUAACAGCAGAGGAGACCAUUGAGGACACAUCAUUUAGCGAGACAAUGUUAAAUGAUGCAAGUAGGUCUGAAUAUUUACAGCCUAACCAACUCUUCAUCUAUGACUUAUCUUCGCUACCAUUGGCUGCUGAGGACCUAGAAAUAACCAUUGAGGACACAUCAUUUAGCGAGACAAUGUUAAAUGAUGCAAGUAGGUCUGAAUAUUUACAACCGAACCAACUCUUCAUCUAUGACUUAUCUUCGCUACCAUUGGCUGCUGAGGAGCAAGAAAUAACCAUUGAGGACACAUCAUUUAGCGAGACAAUGUUAAAUGAUGCAAGUAGGUCUGAAUAUUUACAGCCGUACCUAAUCUACAACCCACCUUCACCACCAUCGGCUGAUGAGGACCUGGAAAUAUUGUAUCAGCCUUUAUCUAGCAGUGAUGAAUUGGAUCCUGCGGUAUUCCAAAGAGAUGUUCAGGAAUAUAGAAUUCUAUCACCUCCAUUAUCCGACGAUGAAAGUCAAUUGAUAUCGCCUGAAGACUUGGGGGUUAUGGAUAUCUUCAUGGAUAAAGGAGAAACGGAGGAUUAAAAAAAUAAUUAUAAAUAAAUAAAUAAAUAAUAUAAAUAAAUAAAUAAUAUAAAUAAAUAAAU
Messenger RNA from Papilio polytes (common Mormon), 1043 nucleotides. RefSeq lists its product as uncharacterized. Lineage: Eukaryota; Metazoa; Arthropoda; Insecta; Lepidoptera; Papilionidae. The transcript has 8 exons. The coding region runs from base 172 to 981 and encodes 269 amino acids. The record is from RefSeq and is a predicted model, not a curated record.